UUUGUAGUGGUGUGAUAUGUGUGAAUACAUUCAACUAUGACUUGAUAGUUAAUUCCAUAGAAAUUGCGUUUUAAUAAAAAAUAUACAUGAAUGACAUUGGAUCAAGAUGAUUAAAAUUGAAAACUGGUAAAAGGACUCAUGCUUCUUACAUUUGUUGAUAUUGACAGAAUUCAGGGGGAGGAUGAAAUAGUACCACGAACAUUCUGGGGGGCAGUUCCUCCCAAAGGAACCGUUAGACUCAGGAUCCCUGUGUCAAACGUGGUGUUGUUAUACUACUCAGGAAAACAUAAAUGUUACGGCAAAGCAGAUUGCAAGGAUGUAUUGUUGAACAUACAGAAACGGCACUUGAGAAAGGAAAUGGACGAUAUUAAGUACAAUUUCAUGAUCGAUGACGGUGGCAGUAUAUACGAGGGUAGGGGGUGGUACACGACUACUCCAGUGCCUACUAAAUACACUCCGCUCACCAGCAAGUGUAUCACUAUAGCUUUUGUGGGAGAUUACUCGUUGGAACAGCCCAGCCAGAAGAUGGUCACAUCUGUCUUGAAGUUGAUAAGCUACGGCGUUGCAAGAAACGUUAUCACCAAAAGGCACGAUUUUGUCACCUAUCGAAUGGAUGAAUGA
Macrosteles quadrilineatus (aster leafhopper) is the source of this 621-nucleotide messenger RNA. Its product is annotated as peptidoglycan recognition protein 1-like. The record is from RefSeq and is a predicted model, not a curated record. Gene Ontology annotation, molecular function: zinc ion binding; N-acetylmuramoyl-L-alanine amidase activity. Gene Ontology annotation, biological process: peptidoglycan catabolic process. The transcript has 4 exons. Lineage: Eukaryota; Metazoa; Arthropoda; Insecta; Hemiptera; Cicadellidae. Bases 139 to 621 code for a protein of 160 amino acids.